Molecule: messenger RNA, 675 nt
Organism: Maylandia zebra (zebra mbuna)
Lineage: Eukaryota; Metazoa; Chordata; Actinopteri; Cichliformes; Cichlidae
Source: RefSeq, a predicted model, not a curated record
AUGGAUAAAAGAAAGGGGGAGAAGAAAUACAGCUGUGACGAGUGUGGGAAAGAUUUUACUAAGAAGGAUUCACUAAAAACCCACCAACUCAUCCACACUGGAGAGAGACCGUUCAGCUGUGACAAGUGUGGAAAGUCUUUUACCCACUCUGGAAGCUUAAAAACACACCAAUUCCUCCACAGUGGCGUUAAACCAUACAGCUGUGAUGAGUGUGGAAAGGAUUUUAGCCAACAUGGACACCUAAAAACACACCAGCUCAUCCAUAGUGGAGUUAAAGUGUACAUCUGUGAUCAGUGUGGGAAGUGUUUUUCUCGGAAGGAUAGCUUGGAAUAUCAUAAACGCAUCCACAGUGGAGUUAAACCAUACAGCUGUGACGAGUGUGGAAAGAGUUUUUCCUGGAAGGGUAGUCUAAAAAAACACCAACUCGUCCACAGUGGAGUUAAAGUGUACAGCUGUGACGAGUGUGGGAAGGAUUUUCUUAGGAAGGCUUCACUACAAAACCAUCAGGUCAUCCACACUGGAGAGAGACCGUUCAGCUGUGACUUGUGUGGACAGACUUUUUCCUGGAAGGAUGCUCUAAAAAAACACCAAGUCAUCCACAGUGGAGUUAAAGCAUACAGCUGUGAUCAGUGUGGCAGAGCUUUUACUCAGCGUAAGAGCUUACAGACCGGCUAG